Messenger RNA from Zychaea mexicana, 462 nucleotides. RefSeq lists its product as uncharacterized. The record is from RefSeq and is a predicted model, not a curated record. Lineage: Eukaryota; Fungi; Mucoromycota; Mucoromycetes; Mucorales; Lichtheimiaceae. The annotation marks the transcript as partial. The transcript has a single exon.
AUGUUCAAGGUGCCUACCAUUGAAAUGAACGGGGUGACCAAUGAUCCAAGUGGGUUACCACGGUUUCAGAGGCAGGGCCGACAAUAUAAUGAGAACAUGGCGUUCACCAUCAAUUUGGGCCUCAUGUUUGGCAUCAACAACCCGAACGUUGAAACACUCACGCUGGCGUCUGUCGAAGCGAUUGCUUUUUAUCCGACAGCGCCUACAACAGCCAUAGCCGAUGGUCAAAUCAACGAUGUUCAUAUCAACCGCUUUGGGUUCACCAACUUCACGUUUCCAAUUCAUAUCCAUUACAACAACACGGCCGAUCCGAAUUUCAGCAUGCUUCGAGAUAUCCACUCCAGAUGUAGCAAUGGGCAAGAUUUAAGCGUGAACGCAGAUAUCAAACCGGUCGUGAGUGUGAUUGGUGUGCAUAUACCCAUUCCAACGAUCCAUCAUACUGUCAACUUUGCAUGUCCUAUU